UUUAUGCUUCCAUUUCUGCGAUUCUCUCCAGUUCUCUCCACCGAUUCCACAAACCAUGCAAGCCCUUAAACGCAUAGCAACAAGGACCGAGCUCCCCCGACUUUCGUCCACAAUCGCCAAAACCCAAUUCAUUUCAGCCGCCAAUCUCCGAACCUUCUCGUCCAACUCAAAGAAAGGCGGCGGCGACGACGACUGGAACGACGCGUGGGAGACGGCGUGGAUCCCACCCGACCUCUCGGGAAACAACAGCAGAGCUCCAUGGGAGACCGACGUCAAUUUUUCGUCUCCCGAGUCGAGCAUCGUGCUUCCGUCGGACGCCGACCCCGAGACGAUGGCGUUCGUGGAGGACAUGAACGAGAAUUGGAACGAGAGGCGGAAACCCAAAGAGGAAAGGAAGCAGAAUCAGCAGAGUGAGAGUGGGUCGUCGCUUUAUAGCUUGGAGAGCUUGAAGAAGGACUAUCGGGUGAAGAAACAGAGGAUUCACGCUGGGCUUUGGAUGAAGGAGAUUGAGAAGCAGGAGGAGGCUAAAUUGGCCAACUCGAAUUCGAUUGGCGGUGGCGACGACAUCGAGCGAUUGCUCGAUAGUUGCUCUGACAUUUUUGACUCCCCUAACAACGAUUUGGAGAACUCUAAAGCACCAAGUGCUUCUGACUACAAAAACAAACCUGAUGGUUGGGAAACUACAUCUAAGGCCCAGGAGGGAAAUAUAUGGGAGAUGACGCAGAGAGAAGAAGAUAUUCUUCUUCAAGAGUUUGAGCGUCGGAUUGCAUACAAUAAAUUUCAGAUUGCUAGCUUUAUCAAGACUCACAUAUUUAGCCGGAGGAGACCAAUUGAUGGGUGGAAAUACAUGAUAGAGGAGUUAGGGCCGAAUGCGAGGAAAGGGAGGGGUUCUGUUUCAAGGCUACCAAGUCUAUCCGAUGCAUCGACCCAACCCUUCAAGGAGGAGAAGACUCCAAUGAGCAGCAGCAGUCUUUCCCCGUAUAAGGAAAGGUAGUUUGGUCUUGGGCUACUUUCAUACAUCCCGUUUCUGCCUACGGGAGAUAUCAGCACCGAAUGUAUUCAUAGUUACCGUAUCACUUAUUGCAAGUUGUGAUAUCGGGUUUUCUCAAUGUAUGACGGUACCAUCCUUUAGGCAACUGAAAGUGCAAUUAGUGCAAGUGAAUAUAUGUAUAUCCUUCAAAGUUGCAGUUACAA
Pyrus x bretschneideri (Chinese white pear) is the source of this 1194-nucleotide messenger RNA. Its product is annotated as protein GAMETE CELL DEFECTIVE 1, mitochondrial. Bases 56 to 994 code for a protein of 312 amino acids. The record is from RefSeq and is a predicted model, not a curated record. Lineage: Eukaryota; Viridiplantae; Streptophyta; Magnoliopsida; Rosales; Rosaceae. The transcript is spliced from 3 exons.